AGUGAGAGAGAGAGGGAUGGCUGUGAGAGGAGUAUCAGGACGGAUCGAGGAGAGGAGUACAGGAGUAGAUCUGCUCCCUCUGUCCUAAUGCAGCAGUGAGAAGGGGCGUGGGGGCAGGAGCGGAGGGCAGAGGGACAGCAGGGGGAUGGAAUGUGGUGCUGGAAUAAGAAGAAGAGUUUGUGACGGACUGCUGCUGCUGUUGGAAUAACUCUGUGGUGUUGGGAGAUGGAUAAGAGCGCGCGUGCAUGAAGAACAGAGCGCACAGGAGGAGAAGGAGGAGGGCAGCAUGGACACGCGCAGGGGGGCAGAGGUCUCAGACUCCAGAUGUCCGGUCCCCUGGAGUUUUCCUGGGUUCAGCCCCAGUGGAGUGUGACGGCCGGGCUGGAGGAGGCAUGGGCCGGGCGCUGGGCACCAUGAGUCCUGGCCAUGCUCUGAUAUUUUAGCAUGGAUGGCGCCAGCAGCAGAACCUGCGCCCACUAACGAAACUACUGGACUGCUGAGGUGCAGGACUAGCAAUUACAGAAGGAUUAGCUCUCUGACUUCCUGUGAACUUUGCAUUAGUGAAAGCUUUUAAAGGACUUCCUCUUUCUUCCGUUGGAUUUACUUCAUCUCCACUCUCCUCCCUCAAUCCACAGAUCUUGUGUUUAUUAUUAUUACUACAGUUUUUUUUUUAAAUCUCCUUCUCAUCCCCACCUGUCCCACAAUGGAGUUCCAGGUGGGACUGUGGAAUAAUGAUUGGACCUCUUUUGUUCGGUUUUGGUUUACUGUGCUUCUGAGCCUGCAAGUGCAGUUUGGCCCUGUGGCCUCCUGUCCCAAAGAGUGCCGCUGCGACAAAACAUUUGUUUACUGUAAUGAGAGGAGUCUGACAUCUGUGCCUCUGGGGGUGCAGGAGGGAUACAAAACCCUCUAUCUCCACAACAACCAGAUCAACAACGCCGGCUUUCCACUGGAGCUGCACAACGUGGCUUCUGUGGACACGGUCGUCUUGUACGGGAACCAGCUGGAUGAGUUCCCCCUCAACUUGCCGAAGAAUGUAAGAGUACUGCACCUGCAGGAGAACAACAUCCAGACCAUUUCCAGGGCAGCCCUGGCCCAGCUACCAAUGCUGGAAGAACUGCAUCUGGACGAUAACUCCAUCUCCACUGUUGGGGUAGAGGAAGGGGCUUUUCGAGAAGCCGUAAGCCUCAAACUCCUCUUCCUCACCAAGAAUCACCUGAGCAGCAUCCCCAUCGGAUUACCAGUGGACCUGAAGGAACUGCGCUUGGACGAGAAUCGGAUUGCUGAAAUAGACGAAGACGCUUUUCAGAACGUCACCAACCUGCAGAGACUCCUUUUGGACGGCAACCUUUUGGAAGAUGAGGCCAUUGCUCCUGGAACUUUCCAGAACCUAGACAAGCUGAGAGAGCUGUCUUUGUCCAGGAACUCUUUGACGGCCCCACCACCACUUCUUCCUGGGGAUUCCCUGGUCAAGCUCAAUCUGCAAGAGAACCAGAUGCAAGACAUCCCAGUGACAGCUUUCUUUGGGCUUGGAAAGCUGGAGAAACUUGAUAUUUCAUACAACUUGCUUCAGACUUUGCCACUGGGAGUCUUUGAUGGCCUGAAUAGUUUAACACAUCUCUUUGUGCGGAACAACCAGUGGCUCUGCGAUUGCUCCAUCAAGUGGGUCAUCGCCUGGCUCAAGUCCCUCAAGUCCUCUUUAAACGUCCGUGGGUUCACGUGUUACAAGCCGGAAAGAGUACGGGGGAUGGUGAUUCGAGAGCUCACUCUAGAAGCCCUCCAGUGCCCGGCUGGCACAGAACUCCAUCCAUGGGUCACUCAGGUACCUACAUCUCCUUCGACAACACCUCACAGAACCACAAGUACUCCCAGAAACACCCGUACAACCAUUACCCCAUUCACAACUUUGCACCCAACAUCAUCCAGUUCACCCACACCACCCUUAGUCCAUAUCCCAGUCGGUCGCUUUCCUCCCUUGGGUGACCCCUUGAAACUAUUCUUGAAUGUAGUGAACUCCACCUGCAUAGAGGCGAGCUGGGAGUCCUAUUUCACUGUCACGGCUUACAAAAUCACCUGGGUUAAGAGAAGCAAAGGUCUGAUGACAGACAAGAGCCAAGAAAGGACGGUCUCAGGAGAUCAGAGGAGGCUUACUUUGUCAACCCUGGAGCCACGAUCUACGUACCGCGUCUGCGUUUAUGUUCUGGAUACUCUUAACAGUUACAGACCAGGAGAGGACACGAUGUGUUUGGAAAUCAAGACCAAGACAGCUCCGAUCAACUCCAAUACGGUUACGGAGUCUGAGCAGGCAGCCCGGCAGGACAACACUUCCACGCUCCUUUUGGCAGGAGUGAUAGGCGGAGUCGUGUUUGUGGUCUUAGUGACUCUUCUCAGCCUGUUUUGCUGGCACAUGCACAAGAAGAGCAGGUCGUCCUCGUCCAAAUGGAAAUAUAACAGGGGCAGGAGAAAAGACGACUACUGCGAGGCUGGCACCAAAAAGGAUAACUCUAUCCUGGAAAUGACUGAAACCAGCUUUCAGAUAGUUUCACUGAACAAUGAGCAGCUCUUAAAGGGCGAUUUUAGAAUCCAGCCCAUCUACACCCCCAAUGGAGGCAUGGGCUACAGAGACUGCCAUCUCAGUAACAAUAGCAUCGCUUACUGCAAAAGCAGCAAUGUUCCAGCUGUGGACUUCUGCCACACGUGAUACGCGCUACAACCUUUUUGGAAGAAAAUGUAGUUCCGUAAAAAAAAAAAAAAACAUAUACUGUACAAUAUGCAUAUACAUAUUAUAUAAAUAUAUAUAUAUAUAUAUAUAUAUUUCCAGGUUGAGUCGACAUGGUAAUUUAUACUGUGGACAAUUAUGUGGAAUUCAGCUGUUCUUUUUUUAUCUGAUUCUUAGUAAAUAUAAUACAAAUGGGUUUGUAAUUAAUGGGGCUUUACUGUGGUUUUACUCGAGGGUGGCGCAGUUGUAUUUGUACAAUCAUGGCACGUCGGAUCUGGUCUAUCUGGUGUAUGGGUCCACCCCAGGGUUCGGUUCUCUGCCUCAUGGGUGUUAAACACAGGCCUGGAUACUUUGCUAACCACAGAAUCUCAAUAUGCCCUUUACUCUGAAAUACAGCGACUCUUUUCAUACAACCAACGGUAGUUAAGACAACACAGCGGGCAGGAAAACUAAACACUGCUGAUUAGCCUGCGGGCUUGGGCUGGGCUGGGCUGGGGUUGGGUGGGGUGUUGAGGUGGUGAGGGGGUCUAGAGGGGGUUAACUAACAUAGGAGCUGUUUUGUUAUGAUUUUUUUUUUUUUUAAGUUUUUCUUCUUCUCUGCAAAAGAAAUGAAGUGCACUUUCCUAAUAUGUGAGCGAGAGUGCAAGUAGCCAUUCAGGAAAUGAGCUUUUGGCUUUUGUGGAAGUGAAAGAGAAAAGGUUACACGUUUUCCAAUGCCCCCCCAAAAAACUCACACAGGGCAAGCGAACAACACUGAAUGAGCUAGAAUGCCAGAAGUGCUUUACCGGCCAGCUUUCACCAGGGUUUUCUUUUUUUUAUAUAUAUAUAUAUAAAUUAUUUUUGGUUUAUUGUUGUUACCACCAGAGGGCAGAUGUUUUUUGCAUCUUUCAGGUUUCAGCAAAAAAAAAAAAAAUCAAAUAAAAUCAUUCUUUUAACCUAGGCCUGUCAUGAUAACCAAUCUAUUUAACAAUAUAUUGUCCAGGAAAUAACUGUGAUAAAUGAUAUUAUUGUCAUUUAAGAUCCUUUCAAUUAACGUUUAAUUACUUAGAUAUCAUAGGAAAGCAAUCAUAAAUUAAAUUCAAUCAGCAUAUUGGAUCCUUUCCAAGAAACACAUAAUGGGUAGUAUUGAAUAGAUCUAAAAUGACUGAACAAAGUAAAGUCUGUAUAAAAUAUUGUAUACAAUAAAUUGUACAAUAAUAUGAUUAUCAUGACAGGCCUGUUUAAAAAAUUGGGUAAAUAGAACAUUUAUUAAUAUUUUUUUUACAUUUGCAUUAAUGUGUCUAUCAUUGUAUCAGAGGCUCUCCAACAAGCCCCUCCCAGAAGGUUCACAUUUUCUAACCCAGCCCUGCUUGUGAGACAGGCUGCUUGUGAGACAGGCUGCUUGUGAACUGGCUGGUGGCCCCUUGCUCUGGACUGGUUUGAGAACUGGUCUAGUCUGGGGUCUACAUGGUGUUAAGCAAUGCAGAUAUACUGAGUUUAGUUUAUAUGUUGUUUUUUUUUUCUGGUUGUUUUCUGUUGAACAGCAGGUGUGCAGUCAGUCAAUCCUUUGUGUUGAAAUAUUCAAGAGACACCUAAUCUAAUGCCACACACGGCGUCUGCAUCUCUCUUGUGCGUGCCCUAAUUACCCUUCCUAAUUAUUUUGAAGGAUUUACAAAUUAGGCUUGAGCUGGAUGUAGGUCCCCCCCCCCCCCUCUCUCUCUCUCUCUCUCUGUCUCUCUCUCUCUCUCUCUCUCUUACUCACACACACUGAUACAUGUAGUUUUUCCUUCCAAUACUAAUACAGAGUACAGAUAACAAUAGAGAUUUUUUACUCAUAUCUGCUGAUACCAGUACAGAUAAUGAUACAAGCUUUUACUUAACUCUUCAAUAGGUGCCUAUAAAUCAUGAUGUUUAUUGCGUUACUUUUUUUUUUACAGGUUUUAUUUCAGUAAAGGCAGUGUUCUGCAUCCCAAAUGAGAUAUAAUAAGGGAAAAGGACAGUAUUCACUGUAGAGUUAUGGAAAAAAAAAUAUAUAUAUAUAAAAUUGACACAAAGCAGCAACACACACAAGUAGUAAAGCAUAAUAACCGCACAUGCCACGGUCAUGCUGCUGGCAUCCAUAGCCGCUUCAUUGUGUCAGUGCCCUCUAUUAUUGCUGAUAUCAGUGCAGAUACUGAUGCUGUACCAGUAUUAAAGAUGCUACAAAUAUCGAUAUGACGAUGUAUUAUUGAUACAUCCCAUCAAAUAUCUAUAUUUUUUUGAAACAUAGGCAUAAACUACACUCUCUAAUUUAAGACUUAAAGCCUAAAAGUACUAAAGUGCUUCAUUACUCCAUGUGAUGCCACUAAUCAGAAUAAAGAGGUGCAUAAUAAAGGUGAUACCAAUACUGUGCGUAAGUGCCAGUAUCAUACAAAUACAGAUACUGUGUCAGUAGUACAGGCUGGACAGAAUAUUGAUAUAGCGAUGUAUCUUUUGUAUGUUUUGGGAUACAUUAUACGAUACGUUCCAUCAAAUGUCAUUUUUUUUUGUUUUUUUACUGAAAUGUAGACAGGAUAAGCUUUCUAAAACUCAUGGCCCCAUUCAUCUUAAAGCCUGGAUGUAUUGCUUUCUUUAUUGCUUUAUGGUGGCACUAAUCAAAUGAAGAGGGUAAAGCUGAGGUGAAGGAUAUUGGUUUUGAAAUUCUGUGAAACUGACACUGAUAAUAAAUCUAUAAAAUUAUUGUAUUUGAUUAUUUAGGAGUAUUUUAUACUCUUCAGUAUGCAGUAUGCAAAGAUGCUUUGAAGUAUCAUCGAGAAUUGUCUUAAAAUACAAUAACGUUUUUUUUUCCUCAUUCAAGUGUCUGAGAUUACACUGAGAUUACCCACUACAGGUACAUCACGUACCCUACCCCAGCUCACACAGCUCCGCAUGCUGUUUACUUACCACCCCCCCCCCCCCCCCCUCCCUCUCUCUUUUCCUGAUCAAGAGCCUGUUUAAUCAGGGAACAGCUCCCAUACGAUGAUGAAUCGAGGGCCCCAACCAGAAAAGAAACUGGCACAUGCCAGAGCUCCGUCUGCAGAGAACGUGCUCCAAAGCCCCGCAUGAUCGCAAUUAAAACUAUUUUUAAUGCUGUGCUGGUUUUCUGAGCCGGAGCGCCUAGUUAGGAAUGCAGCCUCACCGUGGAGGAGUCUUUAUUAUGCACUGUUACUCAUAGACUUUAUUUGCUUUGACAAGAUUUUAUUUUGUGGGCCGAGUUCAAAGCGCCCUCUCCGGCUCUCCGCCUUCCCUCACUCAUAAUCCUGCUCCAAAAAAGGAAGAGAAAUAUGCAGACGUUAUUUUCGCCUGGCAGCAUGAAUCAGAAAGAGGGGGACAAAAAGGCCAACUGAUGGAGUUAACCCUUCGCAAGGUGCUUCUAAGAAAGCUCAAAAUCCACGUUGUAGAAACAGCGAGGGACUUUCAGCAUGAGUGAACGCAGGAAUGUAGCUGUGGGAACCAGAAUCAAUAAGCAGCAGCUCCAACAUGGCAGACCUUUGCUUACUUUACUCAGUUUAAGGAAUGAGUGAAGUACAUGUAAUCUAGAAACAGAAACAUCAGGAGAACUUUAAAUUCUUUUUCAGACAUAGCUGUAAAUUUCUCUCACAUAUCUUCUCUAUUGUAUGUAUGUUUUACUAAAAAAAGACUGUUAUUAUAUUCAGCUUUCAAUUGGUGGUUUAACAAAAAAAAAAAAAAAAAAACAGCAUCUGUGCAAAUGUUACAUUCAGAGACUGUUUACCUGUAAUAAACUCUAUAUAACAUUAGAAUAAACCUAAAUAAACAUAAAGUCAGUGAUCAGUGAGAGAGUUUACCUGUAAUAAACUCUAUAUAACAUUAGAAUAAACCCAAAUAAACAUAAAGUCAGUGAUCAGUGAGAGCGUUUACCUGUAAUAAACUCUACAUAACAUUAGAAUAAACCCAAAUAAACAUUUAUCUGUUUUCUAUUGGAGAGUUUUAAACAUUACAAUUCUUAUAUUAGAGUAUUCUGUUGUAAUAUUUAAGGUUUAGACAUUUGUACAUGUUUUAAGUACACAAAAGGACUGAAGAUUUGCACAAAGUAUCUAAAUAUAAUUUGAAAUGUUUUACAGAAGUCUAAAAACACUAGAUUGUUUAGGUUAGGGUUUCAUAUUUUGCAGUGCAUAAAACUAUAUAAAGUGCACCUAAACUAUGAAAUACAGUAGUACAGCCUGUAUCCCCAGCUAACCCUGCGUUUACUCGUUCUUAAAGUCUCUAAUCAUUAUGAAUAAGCCUUCUGUAUAGUGUUAACAGUGCAGUGUAGUGUUCAGUUCUCUACAGAAGCUCCAGACUCGUGGAUAUUUGUACAUGUGGUGGAAACAGAUGUCUUGAAGGACGAAAAAAGGGCUACGGACUUCUGUGGUCAUCAAAGUAUUUCUGGAGCUUCGUACCGGCUGGUUCCACAUUACAUCAUCAUCUUCAUCUUCAUCAUCAUCAUGGUUUUGUGUGUCAGUCUUAAGCCUGAAACAGACCUUCGUUCUGUCUCAGGUUUAUGGCUUUUUAACUGAUGUGUAGUCCAUUAACUAUUCAUCACUGCAUUCACGCUAAAGCUCUCAGAAGCCCUAACUCUCGCUCACAGAAGUACUUUCACAAACACAGAAGUCCAGACACAUGUGGGGGAGGUGUUGGAGGACUGAAAUGAAUGGUGGCAGAGUUAAUUCAUCAGGCAUAUAAAUCUGUGCAGUGGCAUACAUUUAGACAACAGGCAGAUGAAUGACGUUCUGAGUGGUGGAAAUAAAUCGAAAUAGCUUGACGUUGCAUAGAGUUAAAGGAAGUUUAAGCUUUUAAUUAUGGUCAAAGCAAUCCUUCACAUUGUUUUGUCCUCUAUAUACUACUGUAUUAUGGGUUUGCAGUGCAAAUGUAGUAAAUGCUAAAUCAUGUUCACACGAUACAGCUCUGAAAAACAAUAAGAGACCACUUUAAGAAAAGUUAAGUUUCUUUGAUUUCACCAAAAUCUCUGAAAUAUAAUCAGGAGGAAGAUGGAUGAUCACAAACCAUUAAACUAAGCUGAACUGCUUGAAUUUUUGCACCAGGAGUGGUAUAAAGUUAUCCAAAAGCAGUGUGUAAGACUGGUGGAGGAGAACAUGCCAAGAUGCAUGAAAACUGUGAUUAAAAACCAGGGUUAUUCCAUCAAAUUUUGAUUUCUGAACUCUUAAAACUUUAUGAAUAUGAACUUGUUUUCUUUGCAAAUAAAUGCUCUAAAUGACAAAAUCAGAGCAAAAUCUGAGAAACUGAUUUUAGAAACUGAAGUGGUUUCAUAUUUUUUUCCAGAGCUGUAUAGUACAGAAACCAUUUUGGUUCUAUAUUGAGUGUUUUCUCUCUAAAUAACUCUAUGCAAGAUGUUUCUGUCACGACAAAAAGAACAAAUUAAAAAUACCCAAACAAUUUAGGCUUUGAUGUAUCAAAGGAUUAUUCCCUUAAGUUGCCAUGAAUCAAAAUAGAACCAUGACACUUACUUAAGGAACUCUUAAAGAACCUAUGAAGAGCUCCACCUUUUAAAGAGUGUGUAAAUAGGUAACAAAACAUUUAAGCAUCCAAAGGGUCCUUUGCUUUACUAGAUACUAUAUGGUGUGCACCAGAUAGUAUGUGGUAAGCACUAUAUACUAUCAGGUGUACACUAGAUUGUAUGUGGUAAACGCAAUAUACUAUCAGGUGUGCACCAGAUAAUAUGCGGUAAGCACCAGGUACUAUCGGGUGCACACUAGACUGCAUACAGCAUAAUACUAUGAGACGUACGCCUGAUACUGUCAGGUGCACACCAGAUACUAUUAGGUGCACACUAGAUACAGUAUAUGUGUAUAACACCAGACACAGUAAAGUGCACAGUUGGCAUUAUCCAGGUAAGCACCAAAUACUAUCAGGUGUGCACUGGACACUAUUUGAUGAGCAACUUAUGCCAUCAUAUGCACAGUAUAUACUAUGUGGUAUGCACCAAAUACGAUCAGGUUGCAAUAUAUUUAGGAAGUAUGCUGUAUGCAGCAGAUACUACCAGGUGAGCACUGGUUAUUAAGCAUUGAGCACCAGAUAAUAUGUGGUAAGCACCAAAUACUCUAAGGUGUGCACUUAAGAUACCACACAGUGAGCACUGGAUAGUAUGUGAUUAGCAUCAGAUACUGUUAGGUGCACACUAGAUCCUGUCAGGUGCACACUAGAAAAUAUGUGUUAAGGACCAAAUACUCAAAUAAUCAGGUGCACACUUCAUACUACGAGGUGGGAACUUGAUAGCAUCAGCUGAGCACCAGAUACAAUGUGGUGAACAACUGAUAAUAUCAGGUGAGCAAUAGAUAGACAGACUAAUAGGAUAAAAAAACACUGUUCACUGGGCUUCAGUGUAUCUAGUGAGCACUUGACUGUGUCUGGUGUCUGGUGUUAUACACAUAUACUGUUUCUAGUGUGCACCUGAUAGUAUCUGGUGUGCACCUAACAGUAUCGGGCAUACAUCUCAUAGUAUUAAAUGACUUAUUAUAGUACUGAACAAUCUACGCUCACUGCACACAGGUUAAAAACAGUGUGUGGUGAUUUACGUAGUUAGCUUCAAGCUAACUGGCAUGGGCGGAUCUACCGGGGUAGCAUAGGGUGGCAACUGCCACCCUAAAUGAAAGCCUUGCCACCCCUACUGCCACCCCAGAAUUAAGUGCUAGUAUACUGUAGUUGCAGUGCUGAUUUUGAGCUUAUAAAAAUCUUAUUUUGCAACUCUAACAUGUAUUGUUUGCUAGGUCCAAUGAUGUCAGUUGCUUAGUAUAUACAUCUGCCGUAUGUUGCCACCCCUCAAAAAUUCCUGCACCCCUCUUGCCACCCCAUAAAUAUUUUUUUCUAGACCCGCCCCUGCUAAUUGGUGAAUUAUAAAACCCUUUACACUACCGUUCAAAAGUUUGGGGUCACAUUGAAACGUCCUUAUUUUUGAAGGAAAAGCACUGUACUUUUCAAUGAAGAUAACUUUAAACUAACUGUAAACAAAUACACUCUGUACAUUGCUUAUGUGGUAAAUGACUAUUCUUGCUGCAAAUGUCUGGUUUUGGUGCAAUAUCUACAUAGGUGUAUAGAGGCCCAUUUCCAGCAACUAUCACUCCAGUGUUCUAAUGGUACAAUGUUUUUGCUCAUUGGCUCAGAAGGCUAAUUGAUGAUUAGAAAACCCUUGUGCAAUCAUGUUCACACACCUGAAAACAGUCUAGCUCAUUACAGAAGCUACAAAACUGACCUUCCUUUGAGCAGAUUGAGUUUCUGGAGCAUCACAUUUGUGGGGUCAAUUAAACGCUCAAAAUGGGCAGAAAAAGAGAACUUUCAUCUGAAACUCGACAGUCUAUUCUUGUUCUUAGAAAUGAAGGCUAUUCCAUGCGAGAAAUUGCUAAGAAAUUGAAGAUUUCCUACAACGGUGUGUACUACUCCCUUCAGAGGACAGCACAAACAGGCUCUAACCAGAGAAGAAAAAGAAGUGGGAGGCCGCGUUGCACAACUAAGCAAGAAGAUAAGUACAUUAGAGUCUCUAGUUUGAGAAACAGACGCCUCACAGGUCCCCAACUGGCAUCUUCAUUAAAUAGUACCCGCAAAACACCAGUGUCAACAUCUACAGUGAAGAGGCGGCUGCGGGAUUUUGGGCUUCAGUGCAGAGUGGCAAAGAAAAAGCCAUAUCUGAGACUGGCUAAUAAAAGAAAAAGAUUAAGAUGGGCAAAAGAACACAGACAUUGGACAGAGGAAGAGUGGAAAAAAGUGUUGUGGACGGAUGAAUCCAAGUUUGAGGUGUUUGGAUCACAAAGAAGAACGUUUGUGAGACGCAGAACAAAUGAAAAGAUGCUGGAAGAAUGCCUGACGCCAUCUGUUAAGCAUGGUGGAGGUAAUGUGAUGGUCUGGGGUUGCUUUGGUGCUGGUAAGGUGGGAGAUUUGUACAGGGUAAAAGGGAUUCUGAAUAAGGAAGGCUAUCACUCCAUUUUGCAACGCCAUGCCAUACCCAGUGGACAGCGCCUGAUCGGAGACAAUUUCAUCCUACAACAGGACAAUGACCCUAAACACACCUCCAAAUUGUGCAAGAACUAUUUACAGCAGAAGCAGGCAGCUGGUAUUCUAUUGGUAAUGGAGUGGCCAGCGCAGUCACCAGAUCUGAACCCCAUUGAGCUGUUGUGGGAGCAGCUUGACCGUAUGGUACGCCAGAAGUGCCCAUCCAAACAAUCCAACUUGUGGGAGCUGAUUCUAGAAGCGUGGGGUGCAAUUUCUCCAGCUUACCUCAACAAAUUAACAGCUAGAAUGCCAAAGGUGUGCAAUGCUGUAAUUGCUGCAAAUGGAGGAUUCUUUGAUGAAAGCAAAGUUUGAUGUAAAAACAAUGUUAUUUCAAAUACAAAUCAUUAUUUCUAACCUUGUCAAUGUCUUGACAACGUAUGGUGGUGAAUAAGUGUGACUUUCAUGGAAAACACAAAAUUGUUUGAGUGACCCCAAACUUUUGAACGGUAGUGUAUAUCUUGUAGGCUACGUUACUUUCAUAGCUUUAUACUUAUAAAACUGAGGAAGUGUCAGACAUUGAAUAUACUUUGGCUAUUUUACUACAUUUGAUGUACAGAAUGAAAAACUAGGUCAGUUUGAGAUUUUUUACCAGACGAUUAACCUUUAACUGCAUUGAUUGAAUUCAGGAGUUUGUCAGUUUUCACAUCUAGAACUGUUCCAAUAAGAAAGUGAAGACGUUCUGCAGUGCGGUUGUGUCAGGAAAUGUCAGGGCGCUUGAAGAUGUGGGACUAGAAGAUGGGGAUAUGGUGAUAACAGCGUUCUUUAUGAACAGCGCAGCAGAGUGAACAGAAAUGACACAUUCGGGAACGACAAUUACCGCCGACAACUAGUGAGACAACAAUGGAUGACAUUAGUGAGGAGACGUCGUUUUGCAUAGUAAUGAGCUGGGAGUGAGUCACGGGCUGGUUUUUGUGGAGUGAACAUUGUUCUACAUGUUCUGCGGGUGACCUGAAAAACACAGUAGUGCGUCUGUGGCACGCUUCUGAAUGGGCGCUGUGCGGUUCUGGCUGCCGUCUGCAUUCAGCGCACUGGCCUUACACUGAAUAAGCACAUUGAUUCCAAUUUGAAUAAUUACUAUAAAUGGCAGUGGGUUCUGUUUGAAGAAGCAGAAGAAGAAAAAAAAAAUCUGUCGCUAAUGAGUCUGAACACAUUUAAGACCUUUGUGCGCCUGGUUCUUUCUGUCCCAUUUGAGAAGGUCAUACCUUUUGUAAGACUGGGCCAAAUAUCUAUAAUUGACACUUAAUUUCAUUCUGAUAAAGGCUACAUGCUUGGUUAGCUUUGCGUAAAAGAGAUGGAGAUAUCAGUCCUAUUUAGCUUUCUUUUUCCUUUUUUUUUACUCAAAGGAAAGAGAAAAGCAGGCUGGAAAAAAUCCAGCACAUCUGCUUGGUCAUUUUAAGGGCAAACCGAGUAGAAGCCAUAAUACAUUUAUGAAUGCUGAGCAGAACUUCUCCAGUUGCAUUUCUCACACAGCUUUUUCAACCCACGAUGACAGUUCCCAUCAAAAUCUGCAUUGUUAAAUAUGCCAUGUUUUGGUUGUAGACUGGGUUAACUGGAUAAUCCAGGGAGAUACAUAGGAACCAAAGCAACCUUUUAUUCUUUGUUUUCUUUUAUUCACUUUACAGACCUGUUGUCAUUGUCCCAUGUAUGUGCCUUGAAAUGAAUUUACAAUGUAGUCCUUGAAACCUUUAAUGUUUUUGCACAAAAAUGAUGUACAUAGAGAACUGAAACUUUUUUUGUUUUGUUUUUCUUUUUUGGAAAAUAAAGGAUCUGUUGGAUUUGGAUCGUUA
Messenger RNA from Astyanax mexicanus (Mexican tetra), 12501 nucleotides. RefSeq names its product fibronectin leucine rich transmembrane protein 2 (gene flrt2). The record is from RefSeq and is a predicted model, not a curated record. The transcript is spliced from 2 exons. Bases 704 to 2698 code for a protein of 664 amino acids. Gene Ontology annotation, molecular function: protein binding. Gene Ontology annotation, cellular component: plasma membrane. Lineage: Eukaryota; Metazoa; Chordata; Actinopteri; Characiformes; Acestrorhamphidae.